CCGAUUAAUUGGAAGAUGCGAUUGAUUUUUUUUUUUUUUAAUGUGCAGAACGGGAGUCUUAGAAUAGAUGAAAUCAGAUAGUCCCUUGUUGGCCCUUCAUUAACCAGAGUCCCUAUGUCUUCCAGGCACGAGCAGGACCCGGUGACCGGGUGCCUUUUCCAAGCCGGCGCCAUGGAGACGAACGAUUCUUCUCGCGUGGACUCUGAGUUCCGAUACACCCUCUUCCCGGUGUUCUACAGCGUCAUCUUCGUGGUGGGGGUCAUCGCCAACAGCUACGUGCUGUGGGUCUUCAUCAGCCUGUACCCUUCCAAGAAGCUCAACGAGAUAAAGAUCUUCAUGGUGAACCUCACCAUGGCCGACCUGCUCUUCUUGGUCACCCUCCCCCUGUGGAUCACCUACUACUACCACCAGGGCGACUGGAUCCUCCCCGCAUUCCUGUGCAACCUGACCGGCUGCUUCUUCUUCAUCAACACCUACUGCUCGGUGGCCUUCCUGGCCGUCAUCACUUACAAUCGCUUCCAGGCGGUGACCCGGCCCAUCAAGACCGUCCAGGCGACCACCCGGAAGCGCGGCAUCUUGCUGUCCCUCAUCAUCUGGGUGUCCAUCCUGGCCGCCGCCUCCUACUUCUUCAUGCUGGACUCCACCAACGUCGUGCGCGGCAAGGCCGGCUCCAACGUCACCCGCUGCUUCGAGCAUUACGAGAAAGGCAGCAUCCCGGUCCUCAUCAUCCACAUCGUCCUCGUGUUCGCCUUCUUCCUCGUCUUCCUCCUCAUCUUCUUCUGCAACCUCAUCAUCAUCCGCACGCUGCUCCUGCAGCCCGCGCAGCUGCAGCGCAACGCCGAGGUCAAGCGCCGGGCGCUGUGGAUGGUCUGCACGGUGCUGGCCGUGUUCAUCAUCUGCUUCGUGCCUCACCACGUGGUGCAGCUGCCCUGGACCCUGGCCGAGCUGGGCUUCCAGGACAGCGACUUCCACCAGGCCAUCAACGACGCGCACCAGGUCACCCUCUGCCUCCUCAGCACCAACUGCGUCUUAGACCCCAUCAUCUACUGCUUCCUCACCAAGAAGUUCCGCAAGCACCUGACCGAGAAGUUCCACAGCAUGCGCAGCAGCCGGAAGUGCCCCCUCACCACCAUGGACACGGGCACCGAGGUGGUCCUGCCGCUCAACCACGUGCCUGCCAACUCCCUCAAAAAUUAGUCUCUGACCGAGGGGGCCCGGGCCCAGAGGCGUGGACAAUGGACCUCGUGGCGGACGUGGGGGGAGAAGAGGUGUUGGCUGUGGUCUGGGCACAUCUUCCCUGGGCGCUCGGGGCUGGUUUGACACGGAGGCUGCCUCCCUAAGGUGGGGAUGACGGAAGAGCAGACUGCUAAAAUCCCACACUUGAAUGAGCCCCUUGAGCCACCUUUGGACACCCGCCAGAGUCAGCUUGGCUGGUGGCGUUAGCCAGGGGCAGACCUUGGGGACAGACUCUGAGCCGCCCAGGUCCACCUCCUGGGGCAGCAUUCAAGUGACUAGGACCUGAGCUUUGGAGCAACCACUCCCUUUAUCCCUGGAAAGGCAGAGAAGCGGGUGUGGGGGAAGGGUCACUCCCCUGGCAACGUGGCAAUACCUUUGGGGCAGACUUUUGAGCUAGGAUGAUGCCCCCUCCCGCUGUCUCCACGCACAGGCACAAGGUCUUUGUGACACUUCUUAGGGUGGCUCUGUGGAAGCUUCGCCCAACACACCCAACACCUGCGUGGUGGCCAGAGAAGAUAAAACGCGCACAGGCCAAACGCUAGGAUGGGGAGCUUGUGUCCGGAGGCGUCUCCCUGCAGAGGUCUCGCUCCAGGCCUGGCUCGGCUCUGGGGGAGAGACAAAAUCGCUGCAUCCAUCUGUCUGUGCAGAGACCUUGGUAAAGUACCUCCUGUUGGGCAGCAAAGGCCCCUCAAAGCGAAACUCUGACCAUCCAGGGCACCACAAUGCACAGCGCCUCCAAGGGACUGGGAGCUUAGGCUGGUUUCCCCGCUGCCUCUUUUUCCCUCCUAAUUUAGCUUCUAGGAGGUGGGAGGAGCAGUUAUGGUUUCAAGGGCCAGCAGGCAUUGUGAAUUCUUGGUGCAGAAGGGAAGUGUCCGCUUCUCGGCGAUCUCUAGAUGCCUGGUUGUGGUUUUCAGCAAAUAUAUUCAAAUGAGCCUCCUCUUGCACCCUGAGCUGAGUACCGCAGUCUGAAUCUGGCAGCUUCAGACCCAGGGCUUGGAGAAGCCCUCUCUGGUUUCCAGGACCUUGUGGGCCUUUAAAGAAAUCUUCUUCCCUCUCAGAUAGUGUCCCCAUAAAGUCGGGGCCCUUGUUUUCUGUCCACUGGGCAAGCACUGGAUGAAUGAUCUUUAUAACU
Molecule: messenger RNA, 2368 nt
Organism: Pipistrellus kuhlii (Kuhl's pipistrelle)
Lineage: Eukaryota; Metazoa; Chordata; Mammalia; Chiroptera; Vespertilionidae
Gene: PTAFR
Product: platelet activating factor receptor
Exons: 2
Coding region: 115-1197 (360 amino acids)
Biological process (GO): G protein-coupled receptor signaling pathway; chemotaxis
Cellular component (GO): membrane
Molecular function (GO): platelet activating factor receptor activity; G protein-coupled purinergic nucleotide receptor activity
Source: RefSeq, a predicted model, not a curated record